UUAUCCCUUAUCCUUUGGGUAUAAAGCUGGAAUACCCCUUUAAGUAGUAGUAUUAUAGUGGAGUAGUAUUAUAAAAUAGUCUUGUACAUAGAAGCGGUAUAUAAUUAAUUUAUUCUUAUAUGUUUUUUAAUAUUUUUGCCCCCUAUUUUAGGAAAGUUUAACUGAUAAUAAUAGUUCUUUGCCUGAAAUUGUAAUCAUUCUUGGAUAUGUGAUUGUAUGUGAUUGUAUAGGACACUUGCCAUACAAUGGACCUAAAGGCCUACCUCCAGAGGGUGAAUUUGAGGCACUGUGCACCUUCUUCAUUCUCAUCAUUACGAGAAAUACACCGCCACCAUGUACACUCUGUGCCCAUAGAAAGUCUCAGCAUGCAUAGUGGAGAAAAAAUAAUCCUGGACUUUUCAUGGAUAUACGAAAAAAUUGUUGUAAGGCGACGAGGUGGUUUCUGUUAUGAGAACAAUGGUCUUUUCUUAUGGGUGCUACAACAACUGGGCUACCACCCAAAAGUGCUUGCAGCCAGGGUGCUUGACCCAAAACUUGGCAUUUAUGGCCCACCAUUUGACCAUAUAUUAAUGACAGUAGAACUAGAAGGAAGGAUAUGGCUUUGUGAUGUCGGUUUUGGGGAAGGAAUCAUUGAGCCAAUUCCCCUGGAGGAUGGAUGGGAAGAGGAGCAGGACAACAAUGUGUUUCGUUUACGUGUAGAAGGAGAUGAGUGGUACUUGGAGAGGAAGGAGGAGGAAGUCUGGAGAAUUCUCUUCAAGUUCACCCUAGAGGAGUGGACACUUGAUGACUUCCGGGAGAUGUGUGAAUAUCACCAGACAUCACCCUGCUCCUUUUUUUUCCAAAAAUCCUUUUGUUCCCUACAGCUUCCAUGUGCAAGACUGACGUACAUUGGGCACCGGCUGAUCAGCACCAAGUACACCAAGGGAGGAGGAAGUGUGAAAACCACUCAAGAACUCACAGAGGAGGAGAUCCCUGGAUUACUUAGAGAUAAGUUUGGGAUUGUCCUUAGUGGAAAACUCAUACUGAAGGAUGAAGAUAUGGUGAUGCCAACUCUACCUCAAUGAUUGGUGACCUGUUGCUAAAAAUGGCGGCACUUGACAUCAUACAUUUCAUAUAGUAAUCUUCUUACUGUAUUUACCAAGGUGUCUUGUCAUGGUCCUAUUA
Hyla sarda is the source of this 1164-nucleotide messenger RNA. Its product is annotated as arylamine N-acetyltransferase, pineal gland isozyme NAT-10-like. Gene Ontology annotation, molecular function: acetyltransferase activity. The transcript has a single exon. Lineage: Eukaryota; Metazoa; Chordata; Amphibia; Anura; Hylidae. The record is from RefSeq and is a predicted model, not a curated record. The coding region runs from base 246 to 1064 and encodes 272 amino acids.